AAUUUGUCAACAGAUGGCUGCGAUAUUUAAUGCUGCUAGAUUACAAAACAAGAUUGUCCUGAUCACCGGUGCCUCGGGAGGAAUUGGUGCUGCUACGGCUGUUCUCUUUGCAAGGGCUGGGUCCAACGUCAUUCUCGCAGCUCGCAGAACCGAAGCCCUGAAGAACGUAGCUGCAGCGUGUGAAGCAGCGCACAAACAAUCCGGUCAUCAAGCUGGAGGAAAGUUCGCUACAGUUCAGCUCGAUGUAUCGGAUCGAGUAGCAGUCGGUAAGCUCUGGGAAAAAGUACCGAACGACCUGAGGAAUGUGGACAUUUUAGUGAACAAUGCUGGAUUCGUACUGGGAGUGGAGAAAGUCGGGGAGAUCGCUGAGACUGACAUGGAAGCGAUGUUCAAUACGAACGUAUUCGGCUUGAUCGCGGUGACUCAACUCUUGAUCAAAGAUUUUAAGCAGAAGCGAUCUGGUCAUAUCAUCAAUAUUGGCAGCGUUGCGGGGCGGGAGCCGUACGCGGGCGGAGCGAUCUAUUGUGCUACAAAGCACGCCGUAAAAGCGUUUACGGGAUCAUUGCUCCGUGAGGUUGUAGAUACUCCCAUCCGAGUUACGGAAAUCCAGCCUGGGUUGGUCGAGACCGAAUUCUCCGUCGUUCGCUACCGGGGGAACAAAACAGCAGCAGACAAAGUUUACGAAGGGUUGGAACCACUGGUCGCCGAAGAUGUCGCUGAAGAGGUUGUAUGGGCCGCAUCUCGGCCUCCUCACGUCAAUAUUGCCGAGUUAUACGUUUUACCUGUCAACCAAGCAAGCCCUGGGAUUGUUUCUAGAGGACCAGCGUAGGCUCGCCACCGGCGUGACGUCGUGAUGAGGCGGCCGUGCCGGUGUGGAAGGGGCAACAUACACAAUGCGUGUAUAUAGUCUAUUAGAGGCUGCAAGCACAAGCCUCAAUCCGUAGAGUGACGAUCAAAGCACUGUGAAAUAAUCUGCUUGAACAGAUCUUUUCAUGUCCCAGCAUGGAGGCUCCUAACAAGAGUUUUUGCUACUAUAAAGUCAUCUUUGCUCAUGGAUUGAUCCUUAUCGAAUUGAAGGGGUGAGGCAUUUUUGCAUCUCUUUGGUAGCUUCUGGCCGUAAUAAUAAACCUGUUGCGACUGU
Molecule: messenger RNA, 1141 nt
Organism: Cantharellus anzutake
Lineage: Eukaryota; Fungi; Basidiomycota; Agaricomycetes; Cantharellales; Hydnaceae
Product: NAD(P)-binding protein
Exons: 7
Coding region: 14-829 (271 amino acids)
Cellular component (GO): cytosol
Molecular function (GO): oxidoreductase activity
Source: RefSeq, a predicted model, not a curated record